GGGGGGGGGGGGCCGCGCAGCCUGUGCGGCCGCGGGCACGCCCUGUGCGCCGCCCUGCGCAUGGCCUUCGUGGCGCUCUACGUGCUGCUGCUCAGCGGGGAGACCUUCGACGCCUUCGUCUGCGACCAGGUGUCUGCCUGCAUUCCUGUACUUAGACUGGCCAGAACCCGAAAGAAGGUUUUGUUUUACUGUCACUUUCCCGAUCAGCUUCUGACCAAGAGAGAAUCCUGCCUGAAGCGCCUCUACAGGAUGCCGCUUGACUGGCUGGAAGAGUACACGACUGGCAUGGCAGACUGCAUCGUUGUGAACAGCAAGUUCACUGCCAGCGUGUUCAAAGACACAUUUAAGUCCCUGUCUCACAUCAACCCAGAUGUCCUCUACCCAUCGCUCAACAUCAGUAGCUUUGAAGAAAUUGUUCCUGCAGACGUAGCUGAUCUGAUACCUAAGAAGAAAAAGUUCUUGUUUCUUUCCAUUAAUAGGUAUGAGAGGAAAAAGAAUCUAGCGUUGGCUCUCGAAGCUUUGCACGAACUCCAAGGGAGACUUGAUUCUCAUGAGUGGGAUGAAGUUCACCUGGUUAUGGCAGGUGGUUAUGAUAAGCGAGUUCUGGAAAAUGUGGAGCACUAUGAAGAGCUGAGGAGACUGGCAGCCAAACUUGGUGUUAAUGACCAUGUAACUUUUCUGAGAUCAUUCUCAGAUGAACAGAAAAUCUCUCUUUUUAGUAACUCUGUAUGUGUGCUUUAUACACCAAGCAAUGAACAUUUUGGCAUUGUCCCAUUGGAGGCAAUGUAUAUGAGAUGUCCAGUUAUAGCAGCUAAUUCAGGUGGUCCUUUAGAAUCAAUCUCACAUAAUGUUACAGGAUUUUUGUGUCAUCCUCUGCCGACCCAAUUCGCUGAUGCCAUGGAAAAAAUUGUGAGAGAUCCUCUCUUAAAGGACACAAUGGGAGCAGCUGGGAGAGUGAGAGUUAUGGAAAAAUUCUCUUCAGAAGCUUUCUCAGAACAGCUGUACCAAUACAUACGCAGAUUAACAGAAUAAAAUUAUAUUCCUAUGUUAUAUUUUACAGC
Messenger RNA from Ficedula albicollis (Collared flycatcher), 1061 nucleotides. RefSeq names its product ALG2, alpha-1,3/1,6-mannosyltransferase (gene ALG2). NCBI's taxonomy places the organism in Eukaryota, Metazoa, Chordata, Aves, Passeriformes, Muscicapidae. The annotation marks the transcript as partial. The transcript is spliced from 2 exons. Gene Ontology annotation, molecular function: GDP-Man:Man(1)GlcNAc(2)-PP-Dol alpha-1,3-mannosyltransferase activity; alpha-1,3-mannosyltransferase activity. The record is from RefSeq and is a predicted model, not a curated record.